AUGUCCGCUGACGCCGAUAUCGUCUCACCUCGCAUCAACUCUUCUAAGCUUGGCCAAUAUAACAAACAAAUUGUGCGCGUCGUUGGACGUCUACAGAUCGUUGAUGAUUCGCAUGCCAUGAUUGAAGCAAGCGACGGCGGUCAAAUCAAGCUCCUCGUCAAUCAAACAUUCAUGCCAAAGUUGCAGGGUGCGGACUUUGUUGAGAUCAUCGGCGAAGUACAGGACGCAGGGACCUUGAAGUAUCAGACACACUCAACCUUUGACGGAGGUGUUGAUCUAAAACUCGCGGACCAGGUCAUAGAGAUGUCUUUGAAGUAUCAAGGUCGUAUAUUCUAG
Molecule: messenger RNA, 336 nt
Organism: Peniophora sp. CBMAI 1063
Lineage: Eukaryota; Fungi; Basidiomycota; Agaricomycetes; Russulales; Peniophoraceae
Source: the annotation of a GenBank genome assembly